AUGGACAGGGGAACAGACCCACCCGCGGCUGUACUGGCGAAAUGGGAAGCACUAGAUGCGCUGGCCGGCUUGCUCGGGAACAUGUUUACGCAUUCGAUUGGUAUGGCGCUCUCCCCAGGCACGCGCGUCGGCUUUGUAGUCGUCCCAGAAGGCACAAUCAACGGAGGGUAUGUUGUUGACUUUUCCGUUGGCCAAACAGUGCUCGUGAGGGUAUUGGUGGCAGGGCGACAUAUCGAUCCAAGAGCUGAUGACUUGGUGGAGCAGCUCUCUUCGUCAGCCCAGCCGGGCGAUGUCAUAGUCGUUCCUUUGGCGCAUAUAAGACGACAUCUUUUUGCGUGCGAUCUCCGGCCACAGACUGGAGAACGUAUAGAGCUGGAGGGAGGGAGGAGUGGCUUUGUAGAGGCGGUGGAUGAAGCGUGUCAGCCUGAGGGACACCCGCAAGUCCAUUUCCGCGAUAGAAUUGCCCAGGCGACAGGCGUUGCUCCAGUCUCUUCUGUCCGCAGACAAUUCAUCCAAGGUGACCUAAUCCGUGUUAUCCGAGGUGCCCAUCGCUCGGUGUGCGGUGUCGUGACGCGGAGGAUAUUCUUCAACGGCAAUUUUCGAUCUGUGGUGGGCUUGGAGUUGAACGUGAGAAGGGACUCCGGCAAUGGGAUCUUGAAACCGUUUCGGUCCUGUCUGCUGACGCAGCCAUUAUAG
Messenger RNA from Mycena indigotica, 696 nucleotides. RefSeq lists its product as uncharacterized. The coding region runs from base 1 to 696 and encodes 231 amino acids. The transcript is spliced from 3 exons. NCBI's taxonomy places the organism in Eukaryota, Fungi, Basidiomycota, Agaricomycetes, Agaricales, Mycenaceae. The record is from RefSeq and is a predicted model, not a curated record.